This is a messenger RNA of Carassius auratus (goldfish), 1594 nucleotides long. Its product is annotated as galectin-3-like. The transcript has 5 exons. Lineage: Eukaryota; Metazoa; Chordata; Actinopteri; Cypriniformes; Cyprinidae. Gene Ontology annotation, molecular function: IgE binding; laminin binding; disaccharide binding. The coding region runs from base 95 to 1024 and encodes 309 amino acids. The record is from RefSeq and is a predicted model, not a curated record. Gene Ontology annotation, cellular component: cytoplasm; immunological synapse; nucleus. Gene Ontology annotation, biological process: negative regulation of endocytosis; monocyte chemotaxis; positive regulation of calcium ion import.
AGGAGGAAUGAGGAGGAGACUCAUAUAAACUCCUGGAGACGCCGGUCUGCUGCUCAUCGUCGCUCUGCUGCUCUUCCACAGGUUCAGGUCCAUCAUGAGUUGCCCGUCCUCCGGUCAGCAGGGCAUUUACCCACAGACCCCUCAGCAAUGGCCCGGUCAGCCCUGCCAACCCUGCUGGUCCUGCCAACCCACUCAGCCCAACUGGCCUGUUAACCAGCCCAGCACAUCGGUUCCUGCCACCUGGCCGGUCCAACCCACCCAACCAGGCUGGCCCAACCCUCCAAACACCCCAACACUCCAACCAAACCCACCAACCCAACCAACUCAACCAAUUCAACCCUUCCAACCAACCCAACCCUUCCCACCAACUCAACCAACCCAACCGAUUCAACCAAACCCACCAGUUCAACCCAACCCUCCAAUCCAGCCGAAUCCACCCGUUCAGCCGAGCUGGCCUGCUCAACCCCCCACCCCGACAGGUUACCUGCCCUCUCCAGCCCCCCCGGCGUGGCACGGUAAUCCCGGUCAGCCUGGUUGGCCCGGUCAGGGACCCGCAGGAGGAGCGCCGCAGCAGUGGCCCCCGGCACCCGCCAUCGCUCCUGUAACGGUUCCAUUCAACAUGAAUUUUCCCCGUGGCAUCUACGACAAGCUGAUGCUGACUAUCAGAGGACAGAUUAAACCAGACGCCAAGAUGUUCACGAUCAACUUCCUGCGCGGUAACGACAUCGCUCUUCACAUCAACCCGCGCUUCAGUGAGGGCGGGAAACCGGUUCUGGUCCGCAACCACAAGCUGGGAGAGCGCUGGGGGAAAGAGGAGCGCGAUCUUCUGUCUCCAUUCCCCUUCAUGCCCGGUCAUCACUUUGAGAUGAAGAUCCUCUGCACCUUCACGGAGUUCAAGGUGGCCGUCAACAACACGCCUGCGUUUGACUUCCAGCACCGCAUCAGAGAGGUCAACCAGAUCAACCGCAUCAACAUCCUGCAUGACGUCACGCUCACUUCCGUCAACGUGGAGACGCUCCCGUGAGCCUCAGCGGAGUGUAUUAAACAUCAGAGAUCUCUCUCAGAGAAACACACACCUUCACCAGCUCGCGUGCAAACAUCAGAUGUCUUUUCUCACGCUGUUCUGGACAGGAGUUUCUUCUUCAUACAAAUGCUAAUGUUUUCACACUGGACUAAAACUUACUGACUGCUCACACAGGGUAUAAGAACUUCAUUUAAAAAAUUAUCAUUUUGGGAAUCUCUUUUAGUUUGUUAGGCAUUUCUGUAAAAAAAAAAAAAAAAAAGACCAGCCUGCAAACAUUGCUUGUUUUCCUUAUGCUAUAUUAUUACAAAUACUGAAUUUACUCUUUUUGUAAACUUGCUUAUUUAGCAUAGGUUUAGUUUUAUUUUUUUGCUGACUGAUUGAAGUGUUAAGUGAAAGUUAUAGAAAUAGAGGAUUUCUUGGGACGUUAACUAACAAAGAAAACCUAACAUCUUUACUUUUAUUCGGUCAUAUCUGUACAGUAUAACAAGACCCAGAUGUCUGAGAAACUUGGGAUUAUAUCACGGUUAAAUUUAUUAUUUGUGCUGAAUGUAAUGUUGUGAAUAUUCAACA